AUGCUCGGUGGAAAAGAAAAUGACGGCUCGUCCAAAGCGUCGAUGAAAUGUAAAAACAUAAAAUUAAUAAAAGUGCCAAAGUUUGUUUCAAAUAAAUGGCUACAAUAUAACAAUAAAGAUAUUGUUGGUUUAUUUGAGCAAAACAACAAUGAAAUUACGACCCUGUAUGUACAGAAGGAUGACACUGAUAACGUAAAAAAAUUAAGGUGCAAUAAAGGCAGUACGGUAAAUACAUAUAUACUAAAACAAAGUAAAGUGUCAUUAAAACCGAGUAAUAAGGGGUUGACUGCUAGCAGCUCCCCGUCCGCCACGACGACGACCACUGCCCCUACAAACUCGAAUAGUAAAACAACUAGCGAAAAUGUAAAUCAAAGUAAAGUUAAAAUUAACCUGAACAAUCCUGUAAAGGAAAAUGCGGAACGGAAUAAAGAAACUGAUUAUGUAGUGUGUGCAGAUGUGUUAAAAAAUUGCGAGCAUACAUACUCGUUUUUGCCAACGUUAGAUGAAGACUAUUCCUUGGUACUAAAGGAAAGACACUAUAAAACCAAUGUGAAAAAAAAUCGAUUUACGAUUAUCGAAACAAGGAAUGAAGAAAAUAUAGAUUCCUCUCAUACUCUGUUUAAAUACUACACAUCUGAUGAUCACCUGUUGAACACCCCUGGAGCGGGAACUGGUAUGGGUGGUGUGGCGGCCACUGUCCCCGGCACGGCUAUCACAGCGAAUGACUCUGGCCUGAAUAGCGCAAACAGCGUGACUCACCUGCAUGGCGUGAGCAGCACGAGCAGUAGGGACAACAGACUUGGAAAGAGUAACAAGCGGACUCUUCAGGACACUGAUGGCCAUUUCGGUUCCUCCUCUGCUUCCAAACAAAAAGCCAAACAGGUUAAAAAAAUGCACGUUUUCGAUCUCGAUAAGGCGAAAAUUAGUAUGUUCAAAGUAUUCGAGCGAGAAGGGAAAAAAGGGGUCCCCUUUUCCAUUUUUGCCAAAAGUUUUAACAUCCCAUCCAAUUACAUAAAAAAUAUCUUAGACGAAAUAGCCGUGAAAAAAAAACGAGUCACGGAUAAGAAACCGGUGUACUUUUUGAAGGACUGCAUUGGUUGA
Messenger RNA from Plasmodium fragile, 1101 nucleotides. RefSeq lists its product as uncharacterized. Bases 1 to 1101 code for a protein of 366 amino acids. Lineage: Eukaryota; Apicomplexa; Aconoidasida; Haemosporida; Plasmodiidae. The transcript has a single exon. The record is from RefSeq and is a predicted model, not a curated record.